Mangifera indica (mango) is the source of this 985-nucleotide messenger RNA. RefSeq names its product dirigent protein 22-like. The record is from RefSeq and is a predicted model, not a curated record. Bases 118 to 687 code for a protein of 189 amino acids. The transcript has a single exon. NCBI's taxonomy places the organism in Eukaryota, Viridiplantae, Streptophyta, Magnoliopsida, Sapindales, Anacardiaceae.
CUUUACACUUUGUCCAGUCUUUAAAUUGGGUGCAACACUAGUCAAUUCCUUCACACUUCUAACUCUACUUACUGUAACCCAAAAGAGCACUCUCGAGUUCCCUAGUAAAGUUCCAAUAUGAUUUCUUCUGUCUGUUUCUGUGUCUUCACUGCCUAUUUCUUAGUCUUUUUAUCAUGCUUUUUCAUAGCUAGCAAUGGAGUUUUCUAUGAAGAACUCGCAGAAGGCAUAGCUAUAAAGCGCACAGAGAAAACAAGUCACCUCAAUUUCUACUUUCAUGACAUUAUUGGUGGCAAGAACCCAACUGCUGUGAAAAUUGCAGGACCACCUAACAGUACUGGUUAUGGCUUUGGCAGUACAACGAUGAUGGAUGAUGCCUUAACGGAAGGACCUGAACGCAACUCGAAGCUUGUGGGAAGGGCUCAAGGACUAUAUGCCAUAGCUGCACAGCAAGAAGUUUCACUGCUUAUGGUCGUGAACUUUGCUUUCAUGGAAGGUAAAUAUAAUGGAAGUAGCAUCAGCAUUCUUGGGAGAAAUCCUGUUUUCAAUGAUGUGAGAGAGAUGCCGAUUGUUGGAGGCAGUGGACUGUUUAGGUUGGCUCAUGGAUAUGCAUUGGCACAUACAAUUUGGUUUGAUGCCAAAACUGGAGAUGCCACUGUUGAGUACAAUGUGUAUGUAACCCACUACUGAGCCUUGUAGCCUUCUGGGAUAAUUAACAAGGGAGCUAGAACAAGUCCAUAUUUAUCAGUUUAUUGGCAGAUCCUGAUAAAGCUGCCUGAGAAUUAUAUUAGUAACUUUCCAUAUAUUUAGUGUACAAUUGCUCACGCGUAACCAGAUGCAAGCUUAAACUAUUAAAGCAAAUUCCCAAGUUCCCAACCUCGUAUGUCAUAGGAAUUCUCUUUUGGCAGUCAUGUCAGUUUAUGUGAUGAAAAUGGUAUGUGUAAUCAGGGCUGAAUCCAGUGCCAAACACAAGUUGCGAUAACCCAAA